GCAGCUCUUCUGUGGGACUCUGUCACUGCUUUCUCUGUCUUUUGGACACUGAUAAUGAGAUGAAGAUCUCUCAGAUUGAAAAUGUGUCUCGUUUGUCGAAGCUUCGUUUGUUGAAUCUCUCUGGAAACCGCAUCACUCGAGUGGAGAAUCUGCAAGGUCUGAACUGUCUGACCGAACUGAACCUGCGACACAACAGCAUCACGUCUGUGACGCAUGUGGAGAAUCUUCCUCGUCUGCAGCGUCUGUUUCUCAGCGCUAACAGCAUCAGCAGGUUGGAUGCGCUGGCCUGUCUGUGGCACUGCCACUCUCUGAGUGAGCUGAGCGUUGAUGGGAAUCCUGUCGCGCUGGAGUCAUGCUACAGACAGACUCUCCUCCGCUGCUGCUCGCCACACCUUCAGCUGCUCGACAUGAAGCGCGUCACAGAAAGACGUCGACUCGCGAUCCAGAACGCAGCGCAGCAGUGGGAGGGGCUAAAGGCCUGCCUCGAGCUUCCUGCCCAGAACGGCUCCAAGGAAGACGUCAGUCCAGAAUACAGCCCCGCCCACAGCCCCGCACAGACCAAUGGGAACACACAGGAGACGUCGCCGGACGAGCCCAGACGCUUGAGUCCGCUCACAGUCUCAGCUGGAGGGAACGAGAGCAGGUUACGAUCGGCCAAUCGACCAAACAGCCCCAGAGACCUCCGGCCGCAGGACGCCGGUGGGCCCAGCGUUCAGAGUCUGUCCAUAUCUGACAGUCACCUGGCGGAGCUAGACAGCGAGACACUGCGUCUGUUCGGCCCCGGGGCCCUGGAGACGCUGGAGCGCUGCUGGGGCGUUCAGACAGCCGCGAGCGUCACCGCCGUCGCCUUCAGAUACAUCCACUUCGACUCCAUCAUUCCCAUGUUCCUGCGCAUCCGCCUCAAAUUCCCAAACCUCACGCACCUGAUGUUCAUGGAGACGAGCAUCACUCAUCUCCCUCAGCUGGCGGCUCUGGCUCAGGUGCGGCGUCUGGAGCAGAUCAGUGUUCAUCCAGAGUGGAAUCCGGUGGUGAGACUGACGCUCUGGAGAUCCUUCCUCAUCUACAGACUGCAGCACCUCAACCUGCAGAAGAUCAACGGCACUGAGGUCACCAUGAAUGAGAUCAUGGCCUCGGAGCGGAUGUUCGGCGCUCUGGGUCACGUCGCUGCUACAGAAACGCCACGCUGCCGCCUGCUGCUGCUGCUGGAGGAGUCCAGGAAGCGGCAGCUGCAGUUCCUGCUGGAUGGACGCGGGCGCAGAAGCGGUGUGAGUCCAGACGACCUGAAGGAGAACGGCAAACAGCUGGGAGACGCUUUGAGCCGAGCGCUCUUCAGCUAUCCCAGCAGACUGUCCGACGGCCCCGAGGAGGGUGGUGCUGAUGCGUCGGAGCGCUCGGCGAUGGUGCAGCAGUAUCUGCGAGGGCUGAUCCACAGAGCUUCCGGUCACUGCGUGAAGGCAGACGCUCUGCAGAAGCUCUGGCCGUCGCUCUUCAGUGAGAUCGUGAGAGACUGUGUUCUGGAGAUGAGAGACAGACAGGCCUUCAGACAGACGCGCCUCCAGCGGCUCCACAGCGAAUCACACACAUGAACACAGACACUGAACACUGAAUGUUUAGCAGCCUCUCAUCCUCACUGUAGUUAUCACUGAGUCGAUCUGCUCAUUCCUGUGGUUCCUCUGACAUCCCUAAUGGUGCUCCUGAGGAAACAUACUCUACACAGGUUCAUUACAGCAGUGCAUGCGUGUUACAUACAAACCUCAAACAUGCCAACCGUUUAACUAACCAGAUGAAGAUUCUUCUCAAACUGUUGCUCUGCCGUGAUAGUAGUUAAGCUGAAAGAGAAAUCGGACUAUUGAGGAAUAUUUUAUUUAAUUAUUUUUUUUAUUUUUUAUUAUUUCAUUUUGUUAGUGCCCAAGCUUAUAGUCAGUUUUAUUUUAACAUUUUAUUUUUAUUAUGCUAUUAUUUUAGGAUGGUAUGGACUUCAGAGGCCUUUGUUCAGCAGUUUUAUUUUAUUUUAUAAUUAUUAUAUAUUCAUUUUAUUCAGUUAAUAUUAUUCAGGUAACAGCUCUAAACAUGUCAAGAGUUUAACUAGCUCAAGAAUCCCUUAAAACUGUUGCUCUGCCAUGACUGAAAGCGAAAUCUGAGUGUAGAUGAAGAUGGUUUAUGGUGAGAACAAACACUGAGAGUUAAACCUGCACUUGAUCCGUUGAGUUUUGACUCCUUUCCAAACACACUGCAUUAAAUCAAGUUUGUGUAGAUGAAGUGUUUGCGUUCAGGUGUGUGUGUUUCAGAUCUUCUGUUCAUUCUGUCUUUAUGUCGCUUCCUCAUAUUGAAUGUCAAAAUCAAACCAUAUGAUCUUUCCUGAGCACUGAUUUAUUUUUUGUAUUUUACUGAUUAUUAAAAAGAUAAUAGUGGAAAAAGUUUGACUGAC
This is a messenger RNA of Sinocyclocheilus anshuiensis, 2428 nucleotides long. It is a transcript of the gene lrrc49, whose product is annotated as leucine rich repeat containing 49. The record is from RefSeq and is a predicted model, not a curated record. Gene Ontology annotation, molecular function: protein binding. The coding region runs from base 60 to 1586 and encodes 508 amino acids. The transcript is spliced from 11 exons. Lineage: Eukaryota; Metazoa; Chordata; Actinopteri; Cypriniformes; Cyprinidae.